AUGCUGUCAAUAAGGGUCUUAUUCCUGCUUGUCGCUGCCGUGUCAGGAGCAACGACCAAUGAUCAGCCAGGCCACCGAGGAGGUCACCAACAUCCCGGAAAGUCCCAGGCAGCGCGUUGUCAAGCUCUUUGCUCGUGCCUCGACGCAAAGUUUCCCCAGCUCGUGUCGUACGAAGGACAGGCUACCUACAUCUCGGAACAGAACUACUGGUCCCAGCAGCAAGCAAACACCAAGCCAGUCUGUCGGUUCACGCCGACCAGUGCGGAGGAUGUGUCUGUUGCUAUCAAGGAGAUUCGUGACUACGGCUGCCCAUUCGCGGUCAAGAGUGGUGGCCACGCAUCGUUCCAAGGAGCUUCCAAUGUUGAUGGUGGCAUCACGAUAGAUCUCCUCAAGCUGAGCGAGAUCAAUGUCUCUGCUGACCGAAAAAUCACCCACACUGGUACGGGCAACAGAUGGGAAGAUGUCUACUCUAAGCUCGAUCCCAUGAACUUGGCAGUCAUUGGUGGUCGCAAUGGGGAUAUUGGCGUGGGAGGUUUGCCACUGGGAGGCGGCAUUUCGUUCUUCUCUGGCUUCCAUGGCUGGGCCUGUGACAAUGUGCAGAACUACCAAGUGGUUCUCGCCGACGGACGAAUCGUCAACGCCAACCAAUCUUCACAUCCCGACCUUUACUUUGCUCUUCGCGGGGGAGGAAAUAACUUUGGCGUGGUCACCCGAAUGGAUCUCGAAACGUUCGAACAGGGACUGUUAUGGGGUGGCUCAACAGUCUACUCGCUCGACAAGAACUCUUCGCUUUACGACGCCUUCUACUGGUUCAACGUCAAUGCCAAAGACGACCCCAACGCCGCUUUGAUUGUUUCUGCGGCUUGCAUCAAGGCAAUCGGUAGUUGCCUCUUCUCCAACAACUACAACUACAUUGAACCAGAGGUCAACCCACCGGUCUUUCACAACUUUACCCGUGUGCAGAACGUGACGUCGACCCAGCGCAUUAGCAAUCUCCUUGACUUCACCAACGAGCUCAAAUCGACGCAGCCGAAUGGAUAUCGACAAGCAUUCUUUUCUAUCACUCUACUCAACGACGCACAGAUUAUGAAAGACAUCCUCAACGACAUCUGGUAUCCCGCCGUCCAGCCUCUGCUCAAGGUUGAAGGCUUUUUGGGAACGCUCGUCUUCCAAGUCAUCACCGAGCCCAUUAUUGAGAAAUUCAGCAAAGCGGGCGGUAACGCGCUUGGUAUCACUGCAGAGCAGGGGCCACUUAUGGUCUUGAACAUGGACUUCCAAUGGAAUUCCACCACUGAUGACGACCAAGUCCUCAGCAUCGAGAAUACCAUCAUCGAGAAAGCAACAGCACUUGCUAAAAGCAGAGGACUAUUCCACCGCUACAUCUACCAAAACUAUGCAUAUAUCACGCAGGAUGUCUUUGACGGCUAUGGCCCUCAGAGCAAGGCUAGGUUGCUCAAAGUACAGCGAGACUACGACUUGAAGCAUGUAUUUGUAGACCUGCAGCCGGGUUACUUCAAGAUCCGGCCAUGA
Molecule: messenger RNA, 1530 nt
Organism: Zasmidium cellare ATCC 36951
Lineage: Eukaryota; Fungi; Ascomycota; Dothideomycetes; Mycosphaerellales; Mycosphaerellaceae
Exons: 5
Coding region: 1-1530 (509 amino acids)
Molecular function (GO): FAD binding
Source: RefSeq, a predicted model, not a curated record